AUGGACACUCUUCUCUUGGUCUUCACUCUCUUGCUCUCCUCUGUACUAUGCUAUUUAUUUUUUUUCUCUAAAAAGAGAAGUGGCGCGCUUCGUCUUCCGCCGGGCCCAAAGGGCUGGCCCAUUUUGGGCAACUUGCUGCAGCUCGGCCCAAAGCCCCACCACACUCUCCACGCCCUCUCCAAGGCCCACGGCCCGCUCUUCCGCCUCCGGUUUGGCUUCGUCGAUGUCGUCGUCGCAUCCUCCGCCGCCGUCGCCACCGAGUUCCUGAAAGUCCAUGACGCCAACUUCUCCAACCGGCCCCCCAACUCCGGUGCUGAGCAUACCACUUACAACUAUCAACUGCGCCCCCUAGCCUCCAUCACCUCCCAGCAUUCCACUGUGCGCACCUCGACCUCCGACGAGCUCGUCCUUCCGCCGGAGAUGACCUACACAACCUUCCACCACCACCACACCACCACAUUGUGGUUGUUGAUCCCAGGAAGUUAUCCCAAGCCUUGGCGAAAGCAUCCAUUGGCCGAGACUCCCCCUCCGACGCCGUCACCGGCCAUCCCCGCCGUCAGCGCACGCCGCCGGUGCUGCCUAGUAACGCGGUUGAUUUUACAGGACUUGUUCACGGCGGGAACCGACACCUCAACGAGCACAAUCGAAUGGGCCGUGGCAGAGCUAAUCCGCCACCCGAAAAUCCUCAAACAGGCCCAGGUCGAGCUCGACUCCAUCAUCGGCCCGGCCCGGCUUGUGUCGGAGUCCGACCUCCCGAACCUCCCCACACUGCAGGCCAUCAUCAAAGAGUCGUUGCGGCUCCACCCUUCGGCGCCGCUGUCCCUCCCCCGGAUGGCCGCCGAGGGGUGCGAGAUCAACGGCUACUGCAUCCCUAAGCAAGCCACACUCCUAGUGAACAUCUGGGCCAUUGGUCGCGACCCGGCCAUCUGGCCCGAUCCACUCGAAUUCAGCCCGGCCCGAUUUCUCCCGGGCGGGGCGAACGAAAGUGUGGAUGUUAAAGGGAGUGACUUUGAGCUCAUACCGUUCGGGGCCGGACGGAGGAUUUGCGCGGGUUUGAGCUUGGGACUGCGUAUGGUGCAGCUCAUGACGGCUACGCUUGUGCAUGCCUUUGAUUGGACUCUACCGGACGGGCAACCGUCGGAGAAGUUGGACAUGGAAGAGGCCUAUGGGCUCACACUGCAACGGGCCGUGCCCUUAGUGGUCCGCCCCGUGCCCCGACUCCUGCAGAAAGCAUAUGAAUCUAUUGAGAAAUAACCAGGGAUUUAGAAAUCAUUCCGUGGCUCCUG
Ananas comosus (pineapple) is the source of this 1286-nucleotide messenger RNA. Its product is annotated as flavonoid 3'-monooxygenase-like. The coding region runs from base 1 to 1254 and encodes 417 amino acids. Gene Ontology annotation, molecular function: monooxygenase activity; oxidoreductase activity, acting on paired donors, with incorporation or reduction of molecular oxygen; iron ion binding. The transcript has 3 exons. NCBI's taxonomy places the organism in Eukaryota, Viridiplantae, Streptophyta, Magnoliopsida, Poales, Bromeliaceae. The record is from RefSeq and is a predicted model, not a curated record.